AUGUCGUCAGCGCCACCCAAAACCAUAAUUGAUCUUCCGAUCGAACUCAUCGAGAUGAUCGGAAUGAAUCUCAUUGAAUAUGCUCCAUACAACGAUUCCGUCGCAGCAGUCAUACCGCGAUUACUGGUGGGGAGUUGCCAGGCAGUGUACAACACCCGUCUAGCAUGUCGAGGUCUCAGUAACGCUUUAAAAAAAGCAUUCCUAGAGGUCCUACAUGAUGUACCCUUCCAAUGCACUGAGGAGCAUCUGGGCCGUUUGACGCGGUUGUUGCAGCUUGCCUGGGUGUCGCAGUCGUUCAAACAGCUCACUAUCGGCGGUGCCAAGAUAGCCAAAACACCCAUACAACGAUCCUGGGCGGUCUGGAUACAGGACCAUCUGGCGGACGCUUUCAAGACAAUUCUCAGCAUUGCGCCUCGUUUGGAAAGCAUUAGAUGUGUCCCAAUCUUUGAGUCUUUUAAGCCAAACGAUCCCCGUGACGCUUACGACAAAGAUACCGCCGACGAAACUAUUCCCGAACGAAGGCAGGGUCCCUUUCGUUCUGUAGACAUCUUUAGAAAACUUUACACAUCGAUACACGAAAGCGGACACGCGGAAACUCUGAUGUCGCUUUUGUUAGGAUCCGACUCCUUGGGAACAUUCAGACUUGGAGCGCCCGGUGAGACAUUGUACCGCGGUCAGAUAAGACUCUCCCCGUUCUUGGCAAAGCCAUUACCUCAUCUCCAACACCUCGUCCUCGACUUGGGAUGUCUACGAUACGGCACUGGCAUUUCAAGUUCGACUCAGAUGCCAGUCCUCGAGUCUUUGACGAUCGUAUACACAACGUUCCUCGACAACAGCGAACGGAAUGUCGGACCGUGGCCGGAAGGAAACUUGGACCUUUUGGCAAAGACUCAACCCCGACGGCUCGUGCUUACCAGCUAUAGGUACGUCACUUCGUGGCUACACGAGCCUCGAGAGAAAAUUCUUGCUAUUGUCCGUGCAUUCAGCCACAGGCAAGGGCCACUACCGUGCUUGGAAUUGCGAGACAUGGAUGUCGAAUUGGAUUACCAUCGGGACGAACGGCCGAUGCCAGCAGAUACUUGGAAGUUCUCGGAGGACUUUCGCAUCGCAGAGUUCAAGAUUGCAAACGUGACGUGGUACCGACAUGUAAUCCAUCGUGACAGUUCAGAGCGCCGUGGCUGGUGCAAGACGGGUUGGGAACUGUUUCCUCAAAUUUGUGACGCGUCAGAUGUCGUACGUGUACGCGUGUGUGACGAGUCGGAGCUCAUUGAAGAAAGCUUUCUCGAAAGACCAUAUGAAGAUUUGCAUAUUGAUGGCAAUAGCACGGAUCAUGAUACCGAGACAGAUCGCAGCACCACCGAAGACGGAUUCGAUGAUUCAGACCGGUCCACAGACGAAGACGAAGAUGAAGACGAGGACGAGGACGAAGAUGGCGACGAAGACGAUGACGAAGAUGAAGACGAAGAUGACGACCAUGACAAUGACGCAAUGGACGAGGCAUAG
Molecule: messenger RNA, 1503 nt
Organism: Alternaria ventricosa
Lineage: Eukaryota; Fungi; Ascomycota; Dothideomycetes; Pleosporales; Pleosporaceae
Exons: 2
Coding region: 1-1503 (500 amino acids)
Source: RefSeq, a predicted model, not a curated record